AAGAAAAGGACAGCAUGCCCUUCACUAGAGGACAACCUAUUAUUAAAGGUGAUCCUAUUUGGACAUUUAUGGCGACAGAUUAUUUGUACGAGGAUCUAGGCACUGGUAAAGACCUUGGUAAUAUUGAUAGUCUUACAUUAUGUGAUGAUGCAGCUGGUCCAGAGAUAGGGGAAUGGGGAGAGGCGCUGGUUGCCCAAUAUCUUGAAAGACAAAAACAGCUUGGUAAAAUUCUUGAUUACUUCUGGAAGAAUAGUGAAGAAGAAACAGGAUGUCCAUUUGAUUUUGAAAUCCAACUUUCAGGAAACAGUGGUAUCUUGUCUAACUAUAUUGAGGUUAAAAGUACUGUCAGUGAGGAUAAAGAAGUAUUUGAGAUAUCCAUGCAGCAGAUUCAGUUUGCAGAGCAUGAGAAAGAGAAGUUUCAUAUAUACCGAGUGUUUAAUGCAGGAAAUCCAGAACGUGUUAAAUUAAUACGUAUUACAAACCUCGACAUGAGGCUAGCAAAGAAACAAGUAAAACUUUGUAUGCUCAUAUAAAAACAAGAAAUUUCAAAGAGGAGAAUAAAAAAAUCUUGGUUUUUAUGGACUGAGCUUGUUGCA
Molecule: messenger RNA, 596 nt
Organism: Ruditapes philippinarum (Manila clam)
Lineage: Eukaryota; Metazoa; Mollusca; Bivalvia; Venerida; Veneridae
Exons: 2
Coding region: 15-533 (172 amino acids)
Source: RefSeq, a predicted model, not a curated record